Pyrenophora tritici-repentis Pt-1C-BFP is the source of this 1673-nucleotide messenger RNA. Its product is annotated as Hsp90 co-chaperone Cdc37. The record is from RefSeq and is a predicted model, not a curated record. Lineage: Eukaryota; Fungi; Ascomycota; Dothideomycetes; Pleosporales; Pleosporaceae. Gene Ontology annotation, cellular component: cytoplasm. Gene Ontology annotation, molecular function: protein kinase binding; heat shock protein binding; protein-folding chaperone binding. Gene Ontology annotation, biological process: protein stabilization; protein folding.
AUGGUGAUCAAUUACAGCAAAUGGGACGCCCUCGAGCUAUCAGACGAUAGCGACAUUGAAGUACACCCAAAUGUCGACAAGAAAUCUUUCAUUCGCGCCAAACAAGCCCAGAUCCACCAAGAGCGCGACCAGCGCCGCCACCAGAUAAAGACACUCAAGUACGAGCGCAUCAUCAACGAUGGGCUCACAGAGCGCGUCGACCGUCUCCUAACAGCGCUCAAGUCGCACAAGGACAAGCAGGCCGAGGGCAAUGGCGCAAACGACGACCAGCUCGUAUUCCAGGCGAUGAUGGAGAGCAUGAUGGACAUGAAGGUCGACAAAGACGGAGGCUCAGACAGACCGCCGCCACCACCAGAGGGUGUGCAUGAGCAUAUCAAGGAUAAGCCUACAUACCCGCAGAUGAUGGCGAGUUUAGUGGACGCGGUGAAGAAGGAUAUUGACGAGCAGAAGAGCGAGGAGCCGCGGUACAACCUAUUCAUACAAGGACUGGAGAAGGAAAAGGCGCGCAUACAAGAUCUCCAGCAGCAGUUACUGGCAAAGCUGGCGGAACUAGAGAAGGAAGACAAGAAGCACAUCACUAGUGAUGACAUACACGACGGUUUCAGUUACUCUAAUGUCAAGAAAGCAGAAGAAGAGCAGAAAAAGGCAGCAGCUCCGUCAUCUAGCAAGAAGGAAUCCACCGUCGAAUUACUCAACAACCCGCAGAGGCCCGCAGCCACCGGAUCAGACACAGGCCAGUCCUCAGGCGCCGAUGCCGACGUAGAGGAAGGAAGCGCCACAGGAGCCGCAGCUGACGACAAUGACGAAGACAUCUCUGCAUCCCCACUCGCACAGUCUUUCGCCAAGAUAAAAGUUGGGGAUUGGUACGCCUGCCUGCAGUUCCUCAUGGCACACCCUGAGAUCCUAUCCGAGAAGGAAACAGACGGCCUCCUUGUAGAAGCAUUCAACUCUGAACUGGACGGCAAGCCUAAACACGCUCGGCAAUGCGUACACCAGGGCCUGUUACUGCAGUACUGCAGGCAAUUGGGCGGCAGACAGGGUGUCGAGCUCUUCUUCAAGCGCAUUCAAAUGAAGGACCACCAAGCAGGCAAGAUGUUCAACGACGACGUUGACUCGACAUAUCACCGCAUCAAGACGCGCGCUGCCGAGAUCCUCAAGGAACGCGCUGAGAACCCGCAAUCCGAAGGCGCGGGCGUAGAGCAGAUCCAACUCCACGCCGUAGACCCCAAUACCCAGAUCAACAUCUCUGUCCCACCCAAAGAGUGUGAUGCCACGGACCCCGAGGAGAAGGCGGCAAUAGAGCAGGCGAGACAGAUCUUUGAGUCGUUCCCACCAGGGCUGCAGAGGGCGCUCGAGAGUGGGAAGCUGGACGAGGUGAACAAGGUGCUGGCUAAGAUGAGUGUAGAUGAAGCUGAGGAGGUAGUGGAGAAAUUGGGUCAAGGAGGCAUGUUAAGUCUAGAGGAGGGUGUUAUUGAUGCGACAACAGAGGAGGGCCAGAGCGUCAUGGCGGAAAUUGAGAAGAACAGGAAGAUGCCGAGUCAGCAGUGAGCUGCAUGUCUGUCUCAGAUGAAACUAAAAUGUAGGACGGGCAACGGCAGAACCGUAUGAGAUGAAAGCUGCAAAUGUAAAUUAUGCCUAAUGGUAUCUUGGAACGACCAAGAUUCUAAUAUCGU